Aphanomyces astaci is the source of this 315-nucleotide messenger RNA. RefSeq lists its product as hypothetical. NCBI's taxonomy places the organism in Eukaryota, Oomycota, Saprolegniomycetes, Saprolegniales, Verrucalvaceae. The record is from RefSeq and is a predicted model, not a curated record. The transcript has 3 exons. The coding region runs from base 1 to 315 and encodes 104 amino acids.
AUGGUAGCGGAACCCAAGUCGUUCAUCCAGCCAUUGGCUCAUUGGUGGGGCAUGCAUGGUACCUCCAAGAACGUGCUCGGCCAUCGAGAUGGACGUAAACAUCAACGCUUCGUGCUCAACUGCAUUGCUUUAGUAUACACGAUAAUGUUAUUUGAAAUCCAUCGACAACGGGCCCACCCUGUCGACCCUGCGAUUGGGGCUGUCUGCACUCCCCCACCUCCGUCUAGCCCGUGCAGCGCGAUUAAACUGAACGUCGACUUCCCUGGCUACGACCUCACCAACAUCCCCAGCAGCACUCCCCCGCGGUCGCUGUGA